Molecule: messenger RNA, 652 nt
Organism: Brassica oleracea var. oleracea
Lineage: Eukaryota; Viridiplantae; Streptophyta; Magnoliopsida; Brassicales; Brassicaceae
Product: phosphoenolpyruvate carboxylase 2-like
Exons: 2
Biological process (GO): leaf development; tricarboxylic acid cycle; carbon fixation
Cellular component (GO): chloroplast; apoplast; cytosol
Molecular function (GO): phosphoenolpyruvate carboxylase activity
Source: RefSeq, a predicted model, not a curated record
GCAACACCUGAGCUUGAGUAUGGAAGAAUGAACAUAGGAAGCAGACCAUCAAAGCGAAAACCGAGUGGAGGAAUUGAAUCUCUACGUGCAAUCCCAUGGAUCUUUGCGUGGACUCAGACGAGGUUUCAUUUGCCAGUUUGGCUAGGCUUUGGAUCUGCAUUCAAACGUGUGAUCCAGAAAGACGCUAAGAAUCUCAACAUGCUCAAAGAGAUGUACAACCAGUGGCCUUUCUUCCGUGUCACAAUCGAUCUAGUCGAAAUGGUUUUCGCCAAAGGAGACCCUGGAAUCGCUGCUCUUUACGACCGUCUCCUUGUCUCUGAGGAGCUUCAACCCUUUGGUGAACAGCUUCGAGUUAACUAUCAAGAGACCAGACGCCUCCUCCUCCAGGUGGCGGGUCACAAGGACAUUCUUGAAGGUGAUCCAUACUUGAGGCAAAGGCUGCAGCUACGUGACCCAUACAUCACGACAUUGAACGUGUGCCAAGCCUACACGCUGAAGCAGAUACGUGACCCGAGCUUCCACGUGAAAGUACGACCACACUUGUCUAAAGACUACAUGGAGUCUAGUAAACCAGCGGCUGAGCUAGUUAAGCUGAAUCCAAAGAGCGAGUAUGCACCUGGACUUGAAGACACUGUUAUCCUCACCAUGAAGG